Messenger RNA from Notechis scutatus (mainland tiger snake), 424 nucleotides. The record is from RefSeq and is a predicted model, not a curated record. Lineage: Eukaryota; Metazoa; Chordata; Lepidosauria; Squamata; Elapidae.
UGGUAUUGGGCUGGCUCGGGCCCACUUUGAAAAACAGCCACCAUCUAACCUCAGGAAAUCCAACUUUUUCCACUUCGUGCUUGCCAUGUACGACCGCCAUGGACAGCCAGUGGAGAUCGAGAGGACGUCUUUCAUCGACUUUGUGGAGAAGGACAGAGAGCAGAAUGGAGAGAAAACCAACAACGGCAUUCACUACCGGCUGCAGUUGCUGUACAGUAACGGGCUUCGAACUGAGCAAGAUCUCUACGUACGACUCAUUGACUCCAUGUCCAAGCAGGCCAUCAUCUACGAAGGUCAAGAUAAGAACCCAGAGAUGUGUCGCGUGUUGUUAACUCACGAGAUCAUGUGCAGCCGCUGCUGUGACAAGAAAAGUUGUGGAAACCGCAAUGAGACCCCUUCCGAUCCGGUCAUCAUUGACAGGUAA